This is a messenger RNA of Rana temporaria (common frog), 8922 nucleotides long. RefSeq lists its product as uncharacterized. The transcript has 54 exons. Lineage: Eukaryota; Metazoa; Chordata; Amphibia; Anura; Ranidae. Gene Ontology annotation, biological process: cell-matrix adhesion. Bases 117 to 8390 code for a protein of 2757 amino acids. The record is from RefSeq and is a predicted model, not a curated record. Gene Ontology annotation, molecular function: calcium ion binding.
UGUAUGACUUCCAGGCCAAUCCAAGCCAGAAUGUAGAUUUUAAAACUAAACUGGAAUCGCAAAUAAAAUUGAAUUUCUCCCCCACUUUUUCAAAUUUCAAGGCUCUCUGGGCAUUAAUGAUAACUUGGGAUCAAGUUUUACCGUAUCCUGCAUAUUUUUUCAGUUCUUCACAGGCAAGCACCUAUCAAGCUGUACUUGUCACAGAUGGCAUCUACUCGUUCUGCUUGAUGUAUUUUGCAGAUGGUGGAAUGAAUUGGAAUUAUUUAUCAAUUCCUUCAAAUUACUUACCUAAGAUGGGUUACUUUAGUGGAGAAUCUUCAUAUUACAGUCCAGCUGCCAAUUUCCCAGCAUACAAUGACCCACAAACAAGUUAUGACGCUAGUAUCCAGAAAAGGUACACUCCAGAUCAGUACAUAGGACGAAACACAAAUAAAAAAGGCUACUGGGCAUAUCGGCUGGAAUAUAACUCAGGAUACACAACAAAUUACAGAAUGCAAUGUUUGAACUGGUACUAUAAUGAAAUUUACUCAAACGUAUUCCCUUACUGGAUGUAUUAUUCACGCCCAUGCCCAUGUACAUACUGGCAGGCUGUAUUUGAUUCUUCCUACAGAGAAGCAAAUAUUCUACCAUACUAUGGCAUUCCUCAGAAAUACACAGAUUGGUAUAGUCAGUCCUACACUUUUCAGACUGCGUUUUCAACUUGGUUUGGAGGAGGAACCAGGUGCUACUACAGUUACUGGGGUAGUUUGACCUAUGGAGAGAAAGAGAGAUAUUUACCAACUCCCUGGGAGUAUGAAAAUAGCUGGCUUCGGUGGAAUGACCCAUACUAUUACUACAAUUGGUAUUAUAGCUAUUACCUGUCUCAGAUGCAAACGAUCAGACAGCAAUACCAAGAACAUGAAGUGGAUCCUUAUAACAACUGUUGUUUAUACUCUGGUUCUUCACACCUCUGUUCCUUAUACCGUCAAAGAAGACCUUAUGAUUUCUGUGUUGGAUAUGUUCCACCAAGUUUUGGAUCAAUAUUUGGAGACCCUCACAUCAACACACUGGAUGAUGUACAGUAUACUUUCAAUGGACUGGGAGAGUUUACCUUGGCCAAUGUUAGAGAUGAGAACAACACACUUAUCUUCACACUCCAAGGACGCACAGCUAUGGCUGGCAACGACACACAAGCAACUAACUUUGUUGGACUGGCUGCAAUGAUUCCAAAUCAAACAACAGUGGAGUGGUUACUGCAGGACAGAAAUACAACCGUUGUGAAGAUUAACGGUACUGCAUUUACUUUACCAGAUAAUUCUACACAGUUGGAUAAAUUGACCCUGGAGACGACAGAAAAAAAUGAAAUAAUGGCUACCUUUGAUGGUGGGAUCUCAGUCACUGUGUCUGCUAAGGUGGGAGCUUUGAGCUUUACCACAAUGCUGGACGUUAUUUACAAGAACAAGACAGAAGGCCUUUUGGGUGUGUUCAAUGAUGAUAAAACUGAUGAUCUCAUGGCUUCCAAUGGAACAAAACUGGAAUUUGAUGGAGUAAAGCUCCCAAAUGAAUCCAUUAUUUUUGAAAUUGGAAUGACAUGGAAAACAACUCCCUUAAACAGUAUUUUUUAUUACAAUGAGACAGAAGGAGAAUCCUGGUACACCUACAAUAAUAACAGCUUUGUGCCAUUGUUUUAUGAUAAGUUGCUACUAACUAGUGACCCCGCAUUUAUCAUCCGAGCAAAUGAAACAUGCAAAGGAAACGAUGAAUGUAUUUUUGACAUUCUGAGUACUAAAAGUUUUGAAGUGGGAGAGAGUACGUUGGACAGUGUGAUUGCUGCCGAGGAACAAAGCAACACAAUGAACAGUUUUCCACCGAAUGUGACUGGACCAACCACCCUCCAGACCAAACUCUUUGAAUCUGUGACCGUGUUCUAUACAGCCACAGAUAACAACAAUGAGACAGUGGUCUUUUCCCUGCAGACAGACUCCUCUGAUAUCAAUAUAACAGAGAAUGGAAUGCUGGUAUGGCUUCCCACCAGUUCAUUUCCCGUUAAUGUCUCUGUAAUAGCCAAUAAUUCCAAAACCGCUACUUCAGUUGUCCUGACGUUGGUUCUCUGCAACUGUACCAACAAUGGCAGUUGUCUGUAUGACAGCCAAUUAAGCUUGGGGAAUGAAACCACAACCUUCCUGGUUGCAGGGUGUAACUGUUCUGCUGCAUGGACAGGGAUGUACUGUGAAGAGAAUUUCGAUGCUUGUAAACAGAACCAAUGUUUUGAUAACAGCACUUGUGAAGACAAAAAAGCUCCAGAUACAGGAUUUGAGUGUGGAACAUGUCCUCCUGGUUUAACAGGAGAUGGAGAAACCUGUACAGCUAUUAAUGAAUGUUAUCUAAAUAUUUCAACUUGUCAGCAAAUCUGUAACAAUAAUGUAGAUGGAUACAACUGUAGUUGUGAUGAAGGUUAUGAGGUGAACUCACUGAACAGCUCCUUGUGUGAUGACAUUGAUGAAUGUGCCAACUUCACAUCUCCAUGUGGUAUAAAUGCCAACUGUACAAAUUCCAUUGGAAACUACUCCUGUAAAUGUUUGCCUGGUUAUGAAGGUGAUGCAACUUGGCUGUGUGUAGAUAUCAACGAGUGUGCCAUGAAUAAGUCUAAGUGUCCCGAACAAUCUCUAUGUAUUAACACUAAUGGAUCCUAUCAAUGUGACUGUCUGCCAGGAUUUGAUGGAGCCAAUUGCUCUGAUAUAAAUGAAUGUUCGGCAAAUUCCACCAUCUGCCCCCUAAAUUCAAACUGUAAUAAUACUAUUGGCUCUUUCGUCUGUACGUGUAAUGUCGGUUUUGGUGGAGAAAACUGUACAGAUAUUGAUGAAUGCACUCUUGGAACAAACAACUGCAAUUGGGCAGACUGUGUGAACACUGUAGGAUCCUAUAACUGCAUCUGUAGGACAGGAUAUACCGAUGAUGGGGUAGAAUGCAUAGAUAUUAAUGAGUGCCAAACAAAUGCUUCUAUUUGUGGAGCACAUGCCUCCUGUAACAAUACCAUUGGCAGCUAUGAUUGCCACUGCGAUGAUGGAUUUAGCUUGGUGAAUGGAACUUGUAAAGAUGUUGAUGAAUGCUCCUCACCAGAAUAUUGUAAAGGUGCAGGAAGAAGUUGUAUAAACACAGAAGGCAGCUAUAAUUGCAGUUGUCAGCAAGGUUACCAAUCAGUCAAUGAAAGCUGCGCAGAUAUUGAUGAAUGUAUUUCUUCUGAGUUUAACAACUGUUCUGAGCAUGCCAUCUGCACCAAUGUGGCUGGAUCUUUCUUGUGUGAAUGUAUGGCAAACUACACAGGGAAUGGUGUUAUCUGCACAGCCAUAAAUAUGACAACUGAAGCUCCAACUACUCCUCAAGCUAACAAUACAACAGCGGGAUAUACAGGCACACCCUCUGGAAAUGAGUCCUCUGUCACCACCCUAGUUCCUGUCACUAAUGCCAGCAGUGUCACAACUGGUGUAAAUGAAACUAUUCAGAGCCCGGGCCCAACACCGCCUGUAAAUCAGACCACAACAACGACUCCAGUGCCUGAGACAAACACAACUCUUGUCACCCCCGUAAAUGUAACAGUUCAGGGAACAAGUGCAACAAGACCUACAAACCAGACUGUCAUCACCACUGAAGCUCCAGUCACACAUAUAAGCACCCCUGAUGUCAAUUCAACUGUUCAGAGCCAAAGUACAACAAUGCUACCAACAAACCAGACCACAGUUUCCACCCCAGUACCUGAAGUAAAUACCACUUUAGUCACAUCUACGGUAAAUGUAACAAGUCCAAUAAUUCCUUUAACUGUACAGACCCAAAGCACCACGAUACAGCCAACAACACAGACCAAAGUUACCACAUCAGUACCUGGAACAAAUACAACUUCAGUUACAUCUGGUGUAACUGUAACAGUCCAUGACACAACAGUACCUACAAACCAGACUACAACCACCACUGCAGCUGUUCAAAGUCCAAGUUCAACCACACAUACAAGCCAGACCACAGACACAUCAGUUACACCACUGUCUACUAACAGCACAUCUGUGAGCUCUACAACUGGAUCAACAACAACAACAGCUAAAGCUAUUACCACUACAUCAACUCAAACAACAUCAUCUACAACUACAACUACAGCAAGAACAGCAGCCACAACUACUGUGCCUACAACAAGUGAAAGUGCACCUGCAGCUGUAGACCUUUUUGAUUAUGGAUUAAGUGUUGGUGAUUUUGCCUAUGUAUCAAGAAGGACAGAUUUUACCUCUCCCUUGUUCCAGCCAUUGAUAGGAUUCCCCUUUGGAAACCAAAUAAGGAAUUUCAUUUAUUACACAGACAAUGGGCAAAUCAUCUUUCCAUCAUCCAGAAAUAAUAUAUUCUCUUACCCAAAUCCUCCAGUCAAUGGAUUCAGUACAGGUUGCACCCCUGCAUCAAUAGCUGUGUUUUGGAAUGAUGCAGAUUUUUCCAAAAAUGUGGGAACUACCUAUUACCAAGAAUAUAAUUCAAGAAAUAUUGCUGUAGUUGAAAGAGUUGAAGGCUUUAUUAAGAAUUAUACAAAAACAUCAUACGCUGCUCAGUGGACAUUGAAGAUUACCUGGGAGAAUGCUCCUGCUUAUCCAGCAACUCAAAAUGAUGUCAAGACUAGCACAUACCAGGCUGUGCUGACCACGGAUGGAUUUGUCUCCUAUGUGCUGAUGUUAUAUAAAGAUGGUGGCAUGAACUGGGAUCUAACUACACGCUACCUAAAACCAUUGAUGGGCUAUUGUAGUGGCAACGGGGAAUCAUUUUUCAAUAAUACCAUUAUAAAUAGCAAUUCAGAUUUGCAAGGUCUCAAAUUAUAUUUGCUGAACAGUACACUUCUGGAUAACAGUCGUAUGAAUUGUCUAAACUGGUACAAUGCUCAGCCGUCACCAUCAUCGUGGAAUUCAGGCUUGCUCUCUUGUCCUUGCUUAUACAGUCAAGGGAUCUCUGAUUUCCGGUUCAGAACAACACGAGCAGGUGGGAGCAGCACAAUCAGCUUGCUCCGCAGCACAUCUCCCAAUCGAUUUAAUGCUGGUAUAAGGUGCGUGUACUACCGAAAAAAUCAGUUCCUAGAAGGGUUUCAAGAAAAGGCUUGGAUCUCUGCAUCUUCUAUGUCUUCUAUGUCUGACCCUGAACUGGAUGCUUUUGACACAUGCUGCAAUGGAGUGGAUGAUCCCCAGUUUUGCUCUAUGUACAUGCAGAAGAGAUUCCCAAUCAACUGCCGUAAUUACAGACCUUUAGUCCCUGGAUGGAUGUUUGGAGAUCCUCAUAUCACAACCCUAGAUGGUCUUAGCUACACUUUCAAUGGACUUGGAGAUUUCACACUUCUUGAUGCAUCAGCUGAAAAUAUCACCUUCAUUCUACAAGGACGUACAGUGCGGACUGGCACUGCACAGGCUACCAACUUCGCAGCAUUUGCUGUAAACUACACCUCCAGUAGUGACAGUGUUACAGUAGAGUGGUAUCUUGAAAGUAAUGGCAGUAUAUCUACCCUUAUAAAUGGUCAACAUGUGUCCUUCACUUACUCAGAAGACAUGGAUGCUGAGAUUAAUGGCAACACCCCAAACGUCUUUUUACUUAAAAAUGACUCCAUCACUGCAACCUUUGAAGGGAUUUUGUCUGUGUCAGUGUCUGAGUAUUCUGGGAUGUUUAGUGCUGUCUCCAGUCUUCCAGACCAGUUUCUUGGGAAAACGAAAGGAUUGCUAGGUACCUGGAAUAAUGACCAGAGUGAUGAUUUCAUGAGACCAAAUGGCACAACCAUCCCCUCAGACAGUUCGGAACAAGAUAUAUAUCACUAUGGAUUGCUAUGGGAGGCGAAAUUGAAUAACUUGUUUACAUAUGUUAAAAUAUUUGAAAGAAGCGUAUUCAUUCCAAUUUUCUACAAAGAUUUGAUAGCUCAAAAUUCAACACAGUAUAAAGAGCUGCAAACUUUAUGCGGCAACAACACAGAAUGUAUCUUUGAUGCUAUGAGCACCAACCAAAAAGAACUGGGCUUAGCAACAUUACGUGUAUCUGACACCCUACAGGCAAUUAAUGAAACUUUGAAUGCUGAACCUCCUCAAAUCAUUGGCGAUACAACCAUUCUCACCUUCAUGAACACCGAUAUUACUGUAACUUAUACUUCCAAUGUGACGGGUGUGACUUUUUCAGCUGACCCUAACACAAACGUGGACAUUUUUUUGUUAUCAACUGGAUCUCUAACAUGGAAACCGACAAGUACAGCAGGAUUUACAUUCAACCUUGUAGCUACUGACUCCAAAAACCUGUCAUCUGCCCUCCAACUCAACUUUGUGGUCUGUAACUGUAAUCUUUCAGCUCAGUGUAAUUACACCUUGGCAACGAAAAUCAACAAUAGCUCUCUUGCUAUUGCUGGGUGUAUUUGCACAAACAACUAUACAGGAGAAUUCUGCCAGAACCCACCCAAUCCGUGUAUUCAAGGCUGCUACCCUAAUGUGACAUGUGAUAAUACAACUGGCUGUGGACCAUGUCCAUCUGGCUUCUCUGGGGAUGGGAUCCAUUGUACAGAUAUUGAUGAAUGUUCUGCUGGUACCAAUGCAUGUGAUCAAAACGCUAAUUGUUCCAAUAUCAUUGGAAAUUAUACCUGCACAUGCAGAGAAGGAUUUAAUGGCAAUGGAUUCACAUGCACUGAUAUUGAUGAGUGCCAGGUUAUCAAUUCCUGUUCACCAAACGCCAACUGUACUAACACACCUGGCAGUUACAGCUGCUCCUGCAAAGAUGGAUUCACAGGCAAUGGAUUCACAUGCACUGAUAUUGAUGAGUGCCAGGUUAUCAAUUCCUGUUCAGCAAACGCCAACUGUACUAACACACCUGGCAGUUACAGCUGCUCCUGCAAAGAUGGAUUCACAGGCAAUGGAUUCACAUGCACUGAUAUUGAUGAGUGCCAGGUUAUCAAUUCCUGUUCACCAAACGCCAACUGUACUAACACACCUGGCAGUUACAGCUGCUCCUGCAAAGAUGGAUUCACAGGCGAUGGAUUGAUAUGCAAUGAUAUUGAUGAGUGCCAGGGCAACAAUUCCUGUUCAGCAAAUGCCACCUGUACUAACACACCUGGCAGUUACAGCUGCUCCUGCAAAGAUGGAUUGACAGGCAAUGGAGUCACAUGCACUGAUAUUGAUGAGUGCCAGGGCAUCAAUCCCUGUUCACAAAACGCCAACUGUACUAACACACCUGGCAGUUACAGCUGCUCCUGCAAAGAUGGAUUCACAGGCGAUGGAGUCACAUGCACUGAUAUUGAUGAGUGCCAGGGCAGCAAUUCCUGUUCAGCAAACGCCAACUGUACUAACACACCUGGCAGUUACAGCUGCUCCUGCAAAGAUGGAUUCACAGGGAAUGGCACUGUGUGUAUUUGUAGUGCAUGUGACUCCAAUUAUUGCAGCAAUGGUGGAACAUGUACAAGAAUCCCGCCAUCCUGCAAUCCUGUAUGUCAGUGCCUUGAUGCAUACACCGGUGAAAAAUGCACAGUAACAAGGGACAGAUACCCGGCACAACUGAAUCCAGGUACACGAAAAAGGUCUGUGUAUGUAACCUUUACACAUAAUGAGAACUUUUUAGAAGAACAAGGUUAUAAUAAGAUUAGGACAGUUCUUACAAAUGCUCCAAUAGAUGUAGAUUCUGUAUUUGAUGAUAAAAGCAAUACCAUGGAGAUCCCUAUGAAUAUUAGUAAUAUUACUUGGACUGCAAAUUUCACAGCACGGUUUACAUAUAUAGCAAAUAUCACAGUAAUUGAUUUCUUAAAUGUUGAAUUGGAGGAUUAUAUUAAGAAAAAUAAUCAAACAAGUAAACGUUCAACAGCGCUUACAAUAGCUGAUGUCAUAAGCGGUGACAAUUUGACUGUAAGUGAGCUGGCACAGAAUUUCACAUGUGUGUCUGGCUUUGUAUUGGAUCCUACCACUUUACAAUGUUAUUCUAAGUGUAAUUCAUACUGUAUGAAUGAUGGAACUUGCAAUCUGAUUGAAGGCAACGCUACCUGCACUUGUAACCCGUUCACUAUUUAUGUCACUUCUGGUGAACGAUGUGAAAACCUCUCAAUGAACCUUAAUGCAUUCUUUGGAAUAUUAUUUGGAGCUUUGGCAUUCCUCUUCCUGUUGAUCUUGGGCAUAGUGUUGGGAAUAUACAUCUAUAGAAAGAGGAAAAGCAAUAAUGGUCAUGACGAUACAGACCAGUUGUUCCAAACACGAUUUAGCUGGAAAUCAUCACUCUUUCCAUCCUUUCAAAGAUUUGGCGAUAAGGACACCGCAUCUUUAAACACAGAUACGUCAUCUGAUUUUAUUGACUGGAAACCACACUUAGACAAAGUAAACAGUAAGGCAGAGGUCAAGAUUAAGCGACCUGAAAUUAAACCUAAUUUAAGCUUGUAUGAAUAGACAGCUUUGGGAAAUUCAAGGUGAUGUUUUAACCAGUUUCCUAAAACUGGUAUGUCCAGAGAAGUGUAAUAAAAUAUUUAUGUAAUUGAAUCGCUAUAUAAUUACAGGCUGAAUGUUUUCUGUAUUAAAUAAAUGUAAAAUGAUUUAAUAAAUGAUAACUCAGCCCUAAAAGAACAAUAUGCUGCCUGAUCUUAUCUAUAAUCUGUCACAAGACUGUACCAUAAUGAAGGGUAGUUUUAUGGGAAUAAACUGAUAUUAUGUGCAAUUGUGAAUGGUUUGUACACAAUGACCUGACAAUAUAGUUCAGUAAUAGAAAAAUAACUAUUUAGAUUUUAAACUUGAAUAUAUCUGAAUAUUAGUUUUUUUUCGCAAUACUUUAAUGCACUGUCCCUGUCUUUGCAUACUGUUAAAAGACUGAAGAGUAUAUUUUUGUAUCAGCCUUGUAUAGCCUUUGAUUUUGAAGUUGUAUUUUUAUUCUCCAAUCUGUAUUUAUGUAUCAAACUAUGUAAUAAAGCAUAUGUUAUGCAAUGCA